Molecule: messenger RNA, 2905 nt
Organism: Chrysoperla carnea
Lineage: Eukaryota; Metazoa; Arthropoda; Insecta; Neuroptera; Chrysopidae
Gene: Tmem63
Product: calcium permeable stress-gated cation channel 1
Exons: 2
Coding region: 147-2429 (760 amino acids)
Cellular component (GO): plasma membrane
Molecular function (GO): calcium-activated cation channel activity
Source: RefSeq, a predicted model, not a curated record
UAUAUUUCUGUGACAUACGUCAAAACAUUUAUCGCACCCAUCUGUUUAAAAAUAGUGAAUCUAAAUUAAAAGUUUCAUAAAAAAAUUACACAAAAAUCUUCUAAAUCUUUAAAUUAUGGAAUAAAUGAAUUCAAAUUAAAGUUAAAAUGAAUUCAUCCACAUCUUUCUACACAUAUUUAUCAGACGUUCAGGCAGAAGCAGGGACAUGCCUCGAAAAAAAUCGUACAUUAAUAUUCAUCAGCACGUAUGAAGGUAUCCCGGAAACAUUGCUGCUCAAUUUUAUCGGAUGGCUCAUCUUGGUACUUUUAUUCACUGUACUGCGGAAAAAAGCAUGGGACUAUGGACGAUUAGCUUUAGUUCAAGUCCAAGAACGUUGGACUCAAUUAUUUUAUGGUACUACUGAAGAAGUGGGAGCGAGACGUGAUAGUCAAGAUAAUGCUUCAAUUGAUUCCGUUUUGAAAAUGGAUCAAGGGUGUUUUGCGUGGAUUAUGGCUGUGUUUAACAUCACUGAAGAUCGUUUACGUUCGAAAUGUGGUCCAGAUGCGUUGCAUUACAUCUCAUUUCAAAAACAUCUGUUACUGUUAACGACUAUAUUUACGGUGGUUGCAUUAUCAAUAAUUCUACCGAUUAAUUUCAUGGGAGUGCUUCAAGGGGAUGAAACUACUUUUGGACAUACAACAAUCAGCAAUUUGGAUACAGGUAACCCUUUAUUAUGGGUGCACAUAGUUCUUGCAUUCUUAUACAUACCGAUUACGCUAUAUGUAAUGAGUAGAUGUUCGGGGCGAGUCCCCGAUGCCGAAGCUAUGGGUAAAACGAUUAUGGUUACAAAUAUCGCAUAUGCACAUCGAAAUCAAUCCGAUAUUUUUCAUUAUUUCCGAUUAGUUUUCAAAAAUAUAACUUUUCGAAAUGUAGAAUUGGCGUACGAUGUUGAUAAAUUAACAAAAUUGGUUGACGAUUUACAGCGGGUUUCAAAUGCUCGCCUUCAAGCAGAAGCUCAUUUUAAACGGACUAAUGAGCGAUUAAAGGUUGUGCCUAGCGGUUGUUUUUUAUGCCCUUUCUCGAAAGAAGAUGCUAUUGAGUAUUAUAUGCGAGAAGAAUGUCGGUUGUUAAAUGAAGUCGAUCAAGAACGUUCCCGUGCCCUAGCAAGACCAUUAGGUAUUGCUUUCGUAACAGUGGGUAGUGCAGAAGCCGCUGACUAUAUUGUGCGUAAAUUUCAACCAGGAACAUUACGAAAUUGGGUUGUAAGUCAUGCUCCAGCCUCAUCGGAUAUUUUCUGGGAAAAUUUAAGUGUUAAAACCGAAUUUUGGUACUUGAAGGCCACCAUUAUUAACUUACUCCUUUUCAUACUGCUAUUCUUUCUAACAACUCCCGCAAUUAUCGUCAAUAAUAUCGAUUCGAUAUAUAUUAUUCAUAAAAAUAUUUUCGAUAAAGUGAGUCCUUUGAUUUCGGAAUUCUUACCAACACUUUUAUUGUGUACAGUUGCAGCCCUUUUACCGGUUAUUGUUACAUAUUCCGAUAAAUGGUUGGCAUAUUGGACACGUUCCCAACAGAAUUAUAACAUUAUGCAAAAAACGUUCUUUUUUCUCUUAUUCAUGGUCCUAAUUCUCCCUUCUUUGGGAUUAACGAGUAUCCAAACUUUUGUUGAAUGGUCUCUUGAACCUCGAAAUCAAUCAAUUCGUUGGGAAUGUGUAUUUUUACCCGAUAAAGGUGCUUUCUUCGUCAAUUACGUUAUAACUUCUGGCUUAAUUGGAACCGCUUUGGAGUUGAUACGUUUCCCCGAAUUAUUCAUGUAUGGUUGGUGUAUGUUCCAAGCAAAAUCAUCUGCUGAAAUUGUUAACAUUCGUAAAGCAAUUCUACUAGAAUUUCCCUUCGGAGUCCAUUACGCAUGGACCUUGCUUGUAUUUACAAUCGUAACGACCUACAGUUUAAUAUGCCCCCUAAUCACCCCCUUUGGUUUAAUGUACUUUAGUUUAAAACAUUUUGUGGAUCGGUAUAAUUUAUAUUUUGCCUAUGGACCAUCAAACAUGAUGAGUCAUGGAUCAAAUCACAUUCACACGAGUGCGAUUUAUUUGAUCCGAAUAUCGCUAGCGUUGUUACUUGCAAUUAUGGCUGGAUUUACAACGCUCCGCGGUGGUAUGGAUACGAUGGCCUAUGUGACAAUCAUUGGAUUAAUUAUAAGCGUAUUUGGAUUAUUCUGUUUUGUAAAACCGUGUAAAUCGUGUACUCGUGUCCAAACCGUAGAGUUCCCAGAAAAUGAGAUCAAUGACGAUGAUAUAGAAACAGAUUAUGUUGCUCCAGUUUUACAACCGAAUCACUUUUUCGAUGAUAACGAGGCUGUUAAUUUACCGUGUACGCAGAAUUAUGGAACUUCAGUGCCCCAAAAUCAGGAAGAUUUAAAUAGUGAACUAAUUACUAAUGUUACACUGUAAAUAAGUUCUCAAAAAUAACCUCCACAUAACCGUUUUUUUUAUGUCCGACAUUUUGUUUUUCAUUUGUUUUGCUUAGUUUACAAAUUGUGAAAAAACACAAUUAAAUUUAAGUUUUUAUUAUAGUCUAGUCUUGCUUAAUUGUAAAUUAUAGUCUUGUUACUGCAGUGUUAUUCACCUCUAUCUCGGCCCCCUUUUAAAUUUGAAUUAUUCAAUGAGUUAAUCAGCUAAUUUAACGGCUCUGUUCAGAGGAGAAAGCCGCUAUGAAACUUUGGUAUAAUUUACAACAAGUGAAAUCGUUUACCCUACGAAAACUUCGUUGUAUAUUUAUAAACAGUAAUGCCACCUUAGUUCAUUCAUCAGAUGUGCCCUUAACACUUGCACAACGACUUUGUCUCCUGAACGCAGCCAAAUGUAUACAACUGAAAUUAAGUUCACUAAAUUCCAUGUUUUUUAAUUUACUACGCUCAAAUUUCUAA